AUGAACAUUGUUAAGAAGGUCAACUACAGAUACAACAUCAUCUACAAGUUUCCAAGGCCAGUUCUGGAUGAUCUUCUCAAGCUAGCUAAUAGGUCUCCCCCUGAUAAUCAUAAUGUCUUCAGAAAGGAUUUUGGAAGGAUUUUGAGUUACCUGGAAGCUCCUUUCAAUGAGUACCAGAGGGAUGUCAUUCAUACUCUGUUACAGUUUUAUGAUCGCACUUUGAGAUGCUUCAUGUUCCUGAAUUAUCUGUUAGCUCCUACUUUGGAAGAGUACUCUAGUAUCUUGGACAUCCCUAUCUUGCACCAAUUACCUUUUCAUGCUUCCAUGAAGAAACCCAAUGCUGCUCAGGUUGUUGUUGCUCUUUAUUUGAGGGAAUCUAUUGUGAAGGUUAACUUUAAGAAGAAGGGAAGUGUUUGUGGUUAUCAUUUGAGUUUUCUGUUGAAAGAGGCUGGUGGUAUGGAUGACAAGGAAGAUUUGAGGGCUUUCAAUGAUGUUCUAGCUUGUUGUAUCUAUGGGAUUGUGUUAUUUCCUAAUGAAGUGAAGUACAUUGAUGAGAAUGUUGUUGUUAUCUUCAUUCAAAGGAAUCAUGUGUUAACUCUCCUAGGAGAUGUUUAUCAUUCCAUACAAUCUAGAAGUUACAAAGGGAAAGGUGGUGUGAUCCAUUAUUGUGCACCAUUGUUAUACCAUUGGUUUAGAAGUCUCCUCCCUUUCCAAGGUUCUUUUGUUGAUACCAAAGACACCUUAAAGUGGUCCCAAAGGAUGAUGGAACUAACCUCCAAGGACAUCGGCUAG
Lathyrus oleraceus (garden pea) is the source of this 792-nucleotide messenger RNA. RefSeq lists its product as uncharacterized. Bases 1 to 792 code for a protein of 263 amino acids. The transcript has a single exon. The record is from RefSeq and is a predicted model, not a curated record. Lineage: Eukaryota; Viridiplantae; Streptophyta; Magnoliopsida; Fabales; Fabaceae.